AUUUGAUAUAUUUUCACUUUCGGUCCAAAAGUAUUAUAUAUUUGAGCAAGUAGUCCUACUUUUUUGGUUUGAAAUUGUUUUUCCCAUUACCGUUCUCUGCUCCAUUGGGUUCUUUCCUCUUUUCUCCCAGAUUCAUCAAUCCCUCCUGCUACCGCGAGAGAGUAACAACUCACCGGACGUUUCAAAUCCAUCCUCCGAUAACUAUAUUCGUUUCGUUAGAUCUAGAUCUGAGCGUCGGUGAGAGAUUUUCUGGAUCUGUGAUACGUUCCAGGAAACAUGGCGACGAUGAAAAGUUUGAUAGGUCUGAUAAACAAAAUCCAGAGGGCGUGUACUGUCCUCGGAGAUCAUGGCGGUGAAGGAAUGUCGCUUUGGGAAGCUCUCCCAACCGUCGCUGUCGUUGGUGGCCAGAGUUCCGGAAAAUCUUCAGUUCUAGAAAGUGUUGUGGGAAGAGAUUUUCUGCCUCGUGGAUCUGGUAUCGUUACAAGGAGGCCAUUGGUGUUGCAACUUCAUAAGACUGAAGACGGGACAACUGAGUACGCUGAGUUUCUUCAUGCUCCUAAGAAGAGAUUUGCUGAUUUUGCUGCUGUGCGGAAAGAAAUUGAGGAUGAAACUGAUCGUAUUACUGGGAAGUCAAAACAAAUCUCAAACAUUCCAAUUCAGCUGAGCAUAUAUUCUCCUAAUGUUGUUAAUCUGACGCUCAUAGAUCUUCCGGGUUUGACCAAGGUCGCUGUAGAUGGACAACCGGAAAGUAUUGUCCAAGACAUUGAAAAUAUGGUCCGGUCUUAUGUUGAAAAGCCAAAUUGCAUCAUAUUGGCUAUUUCUCCAGCAAAUCAAGAUAUUGCUACCUCAGAUGCUAUAAAACUUGCUAGAGAAGUUGAUCCUACAGGCGAAAGGACUUUUGGUGUUGCAACCAAGCUUGAUAUCAUGGAUAAAGGAACAGAUUGUCUAGAUGUUCUUGAGGGAAGGUCAUACCGUUUGCAACAUCCCUGGGUUGGAAUUGUGAAUCGUUCACAAGCUGAUAUUAAUAAGAGAGUCGAUAUGAUUGCUGCACGUAGAAAAGAGCAAGAAUAUUUUGAAACAAGCCCUGAAUACGGGCACUUAGCCAGUAGAAUGGGAUCAGAAUAUCUAGCAAAACUCUUGUCUCAGCACUUAGAGACUGUUAUCAGGCAGAAAAUCCCCAGUAUUGUUGCUUUGAUCAACAAAAGCAUCGAUGAGAUAAAUGCAGAACUUGAUAGGAUUGGGAGACCCAUUGCAGUAGAUUCAGGAGCCCAACUUUACACAAUUUUGGAACUCUGCCGGGCAUUUGAUCGUGUCUUUAAGGAGCACUUGGAUGGAGGACGACCUGGUGGAGACCGAAUUUAUGGAGUUUUCGACCAUCAAUUACCAGCAGCCUUAAAGAAACUUCCCUUUGAUCGACAUCUGUCUACCAAAAAUGUUCAGAAGGUUGUUUCAGAAGCAGAUGGUUAUCAGCCGCAUCUUAUUGCUCCUGAACAAGGAUACAGAAGGCUCAUUGAUGGAUCCAUAAGCUAUUUCAAAGGACCAGCUGAAGCCACUGUCGAUGCAGUGCAUUUCGUAUUGAAGGAGCUGGUCAGAAAGUCAAUUUCAGAAACAGAGGAACUGAAGCGUUUCCCGACUCUAGCAAGCGAUAUAGCAGCUGCUGCAAAUGAAGCUCUUGAAAGAUUCAGAGACGAAAGCAGGAAAACGGUUUUGCGUCUGGUGGAUAUGGAAUCUAGCUACCUCACGGUUGAGUUCUUCAGGAAACUCCAUCUUGAACCCGAGAAAGAGAAACCAAACCCAAGGAAUGCCCCAGCACCAAACGCAGACCCCUACUCCGAUAAUCACUUCAGAAAGAUCGGAUCCAACGUGAGUGCAUACAUAAACAUGGUCUGCGACACAUUGAGAAACUCUCUUCCCAAAGCUGUCGUUUACUGCCAAGUUAGAGAAGCUAAGAGAUCGCUUCUCAACUUCUUCUACGCUCAAGUUGGCAGGAAAGAGAAGGAGAAGCUGGGUGCUAUGUUGGACGAAGACCCACAGCUGAUGGAACGAAGAGGAACCUUAGCUAAACGGCUAGAGCUUUACAAACAAGCUAGAGACGACAUCGAUGCAGUGGCUUGGAAGUAAGGGGGUUUGCUAAGACAUAUUCUUUAUAUUGUUAAUUUCUUUGUUCGUGUGGGCACACUGCAUUAUAAUAGAUAUGUUUGGAGUUCUAACUUCCAGUCUACACAAACAUACACGCGACUACUCAUGUUUUCUUGGGUCGCUAAUUUCUAUCACAACUUUCCCACUUUUUUUUGGUGUGUAUCUUCGAUUCUUGAAUACUGGUUUUUAGAACAGUUAAGACAUAUUUUGAAGUCGCACUCUUUACAUUAGACAAAAAGGAAGCUAAUCUUUGAUUUUUAUUCAA
Arabidopsis thaliana (thale cress) is the source of this 2404-nucleotide messenger RNA. RefSeq names its product DYNAMIN-like 1C (gene DL1C). Lineage: Eukaryota; Viridiplantae; Streptophyta; Magnoliopsida; Brassicales; Brassicaceae. The coding region runs from base 277 to 2121 and encodes 614 amino acids. Gene Ontology annotation, cellular component: cell cortex; cytoskeleton; phragmoplast. Gene Ontology annotation, molecular function: GTPase activity; GTP binding. The record is from RefSeq and is marked reviewed. The transcript is spliced from 16 exons.